Molecule: messenger RNA, 1595 nt
Organism: Melampsora larici-populina 98AG31
Lineage: Eukaryota; Fungi; Basidiomycota; Pucciniomycetes; Pucciniales; Melampsoraceae
Exons: 10
Coding region: 93-1595 (500 amino acids)
Biological process (GO): carbohydrate transport; transmembrane transport
Cellular component (GO): membrane
Molecular function (GO): carbohydrate:proton symporter activity
Source: RefSeq, a predicted model, not a curated record
AGUCAUCUUCGUCUCAUCAUACGCUUAAACUUCCUACUUCAAUUCAACACUUUCGACUUUAUUUAUCUGCAGGAUGUGCAGCAGCUGGAGCGAUGAUGAUAGGAUAUGAUUCAGCUUUUAUAGGUGGAACGAUCGCUUUACCAUCCUUUAAGGCUGAUUUUGGAUUAGAUCGAAUCACUCAAGACCAAUUUAAUUUGAUAUCAGCAAAUAUAGUUUCAUUUUAUCAAAUGGGUUGUUUCCUUGGAGCUUUGUUUGCUUAUCCAUUAGGCCAUUUCUAUGGUCGUCGAAAAAGUUUAUUAAUCUCAGUUUUAAUCUUUUUGAUCGGUGCAAUCUUCAUGACCAUCUCAAAUCGAUCAAAUGGUCUUUCAUUGAUUUAUGUGGGUAGAGUCUUCACGGGCUUUGGAAUCGGAAUCGUUUCUAGUAUCACACCGAUUUAUAUUGCUGAGAUUUCGAUUCCUAGUAUCAGAGGUAGAUUAAUUGGUCUUUAUGAACUGGGUUGGCAAAUUGGUGGGAUCAUUGGUUUUUGGAUUAAUUAUGGUGUAUCUCAAAACCCUAGAAUCAAAUCUCAACAACAAUAUUUAAUUCCAUUUGCCAUUCAACUUUUACCUGCUGGAAUUUGUUUGAUUGGUUUGAUCAGUUAUCUUAAAGAAUCACCUAGAUGGCUUUUGUCUCGUGGAAGAAAGGAUGAAGCUUUAAAUUCACUUUGUUGGAUCAGAAAUUCAAUUCAAGAUGAUCCUUUAAUUCAAAAUGAAUUUAGUAUUAUGGAAUCUUCACUUGAAAAACAGAAUGAACAACUUGGGAAUUCAUUCUGGGCUCCAUUUGAAAAAUUAUUAUUUCAUAGACCUUUAUUAACCAGAUUAAUGAUUGCUGGAUCUUUAUUCAUCUUUCAAAAUGGAACUGGUAUCAAUGCCAUCAAUUAUUAUUCUCCUACAGUCUUUGCUUCAAUAGGUGUUACUGGAACUUCUUCUGCUUUACUCUCAACCGGAGUCUUUGGUGCAAUCAAAACGAUAGCUACCUUAUUUUGGUUAUUUUUCUUAGCUGAUGCGAUCGAUCGAACAACCAUGUUAAUGUUUGGUGCCUUUUUUGGUGGGUUAAUGAUGUAUGGACUUGGAGCUUAUAUUGCAAUUGUCAAACCUACUGAGAAUCCUAGUUUAGAUGGUCUUAGACCUUCUGGAAAAGGUGCAUUAGCUAUGUUUUAUCUUUGGACUGUCUUUUAUUCUCCUACUUGGAAUCCAACACCUUGGGUUUGGGCAGCUGAGGCUUUUCCAAUGCAUGUUAGAACCUUAUCACAAUCUUUUGUUGCUUCAAGUAAUUGGUUAUUCAAUUUUCUAAUUGCUAGAUUCACACCUCAAAUGUUUACAAGCAUGGGAUAUGGAGUUUAUAUUUUCUUUGCAAGUUUUAUGAUGAUUUCGAUUCCAUUUGUUUGGUUUAUUGUACCUGAAUUAAGAGGGAUCCCAUUAGAGAUGAUAGAUGAAGUUUUUGAAAAUUGGAAUCCUAGAAAAGGUAAACGGUUUAAUCAAACUUCAUUUCAACUUGUUCAACAUUCAAGUUUAAAAAUCGAUCAAAUUCAACAAAUCGAUCAUGAUCAAGAUUAA